AUGGGCUGGUUUGGAUCAUCAAAGCCAGAGGAGACGCAGACUGCUGUCCCCGUCUCCGAGUUCUCAGACGUGGCUGCUCCAUCAUCCUCGACGACGGGCCCUUUGUCCGCCGCUCAAUCGGCCUCGAUCAAGGAGGCUUUGAUGAAACAGAUCCAGACAGAGUCCAAUACGGCUAACGUACGGAUGUUGAUGGAGAACGUCAACUCAACUUGCUUCGAAAAGUGCGUUCCAAACCCGGGCUCAUCCCUAUCGGGUAGCGAGACGGCCUGCGUCACGGCGUGUACUGAGAAGUACAUAGCAGCCUGGAACGUCGUCAACGCCUCGUACUUGCGCAGGAUACAGCAAGAGGCCGCCAAGGCUCGAUAA
Pyricularia pennisetigena is the source of this 366-nucleotide messenger RNA. RefSeq lists its product as uncharacterized. The record is from RefSeq and is a predicted model, not a curated record. The transcript is spliced from 2 exons. Lineage: Eukaryota; Fungi; Ascomycota; Sordariomycetes; Magnaporthales; Pyriculariaceae. Bases 1 to 366 code for a protein of 121 amino acids.